Messenger RNA from Lates calcarifer (barramundi perch), 3139 nucleotides. Its product is annotated as heat shock 70 kDa protein 12A-like. Gene Ontology annotation, molecular function: ATP-dependent protein folding chaperone; ATP binding. NCBI's taxonomy places the organism in Eukaryota, Metazoa, Chordata, Actinopteri, Centropomidae. The transcript is spliced from 4 exons. The coding region runs from base 57 to 1769 and encodes 570 amino acids. The record is from RefSeq and is a predicted model, not a curated record.
UGUAUAUUGCCAUUUUGACUUUUUCUUUAGUUCGCAUAGCUAAAUCUGUUUAUGCAAUGGGUGAUUCCUUUAUCAUAGCGAUAGACUUUGGUACUGCAUACAGUGGAUAUGCCUACAGUGUGUCACCAAGAGAGGCACAAACUGAGCCCAUUCUGAAGACCUGGGGGAAAAAGCAUCGAUUUGACACCCCAAAGACUCCAACCUGCAUUCUUUUCAAUGAAAAGGAAGAAUUCAUUGGCUUUGGUUAUGAUGCCAAAAUGUCAUAUUGUAAGAUGGGUAACCCAGAAGCAAGGGAAAAGUACUUCUUUGAAAACUUCAAGAUGUCUCUCUAUGGAAAAAAACUCAAUAGAAACAUAAUGAUUCCGGCAGCAAAUGGAAAGUCAAUGAAUGCCCUGAAAGUAUUCACAGCAGCACUGCACUACCUGAAGGAAGAUGCACUGAAAACCAUUAGUGUCCAUACAUCAGGGAUUCAGUAUGUUGCCUCUGAUUUCACCUGGGUUCUGACAGUACCUGCUAUCUGGGAUGUUUCAGCAAAGCAGUUCAUGAGAGAAGCUGCAACUGAGGCCGGAAUUGUAACAAAUGAAACAGCAAACCGGUUGGUAAUAGCACUGGAACCAGAGGCAGCCUCAAUCUGGUGUAAGAAGCUCCCAGCUGAUGGUUUCAUUGCAGACAACCAAAACAAAGACACAUUAGAGGACACUCCAGGAACACAAUACAUUGUUGUUGAUUGUGGAGGUGGUACUGUUGACAUAACUGUACAUGAGGUGCUGUGUGGAGGCGCCCUGAAGCAACUGCACAAGGCUUGUGGCAAUGACAUGGGAGGACAAACAGUGGAUGAAAAAUUCAAAGAUUUCCUCAAAGAAAUAUUCUCUGAUGACCUGUGGGAUGAGUAUGAAAAAGGCCAUCCCAGUGAGCUUCAGAGAAUGAUGUAUGAUUUCACUUUCAUCAAACAAGAGGAUGAUGAUGCCAGAGUCGCCUGCCCAUAUAACUUAACUGAAUUAGCUAAGAAAAGAGAACAGCAGAUUGAAACAUACUUCAACAAGGUGCAAGGCGCAUCCUGGGAUGAUGGACAAAUCAAAAUCUCGAGAGAGAAAAUGAAAUCUUUCUUUAGUGACAGUCUUGGCAAGAUCACCAACAAUCUCAGAGAAAUCUUGAAGAAAGGUUUCAAAAUUCGGUAUAUUCUCUUAGUGGGGGGCUACGCUUCAAGUGAUGUUCUGCGUAGACGCAUUACCAGUGAGUUUAAUACUCAGUGUAAAGUGCUGUGUCCUUACAGGGCCCAGGAGGCAAUUGUGAAGGGAGCUGUCAUGUUUGGAAGAAACCCAGGGAUUGUGGCAAUCCGAAAAAGUGCUUUUACAUACGGGAUUGAUGUCUGGCAGAAAUUUGAUGAGUCCACACACCGGGCAGAAAAGAAAAUCGCAAAUCAAGAGGGGGACUGGUGUCGUGAUAUUUUCAAGAAACUGGUGGAAAUAGGUGAGGAUGUUGGUUGGGAUGAAACCAGAGAGCACAUUUUCAAUCCUGUAGAUGCAAAUCAGACAUCUGUAAUUUGUGCAUUUUACCGCACAGAAAGAGGAAAUCCAAAGUAUGUGGAUGAGUGGGGACUGGAGCCUGUUGGUUCAGUUUAUGUUAACAUGCCCUGCACUGAACGCGGCAGAAAUCGAAAAAUCAAACUGGAAAUAAAGUUUGGCUCCACAGAAAUUCAAGCCACAGUCACUGACAUUGAUUCCCAGUCAAGAGGUGAAACUAAGAUUGAUUUCAUGACCAGAGCAUGAAGAUUUUCUAGCUUUUCUACCAAAAUGCAGCUAUUUCCUCUGUUGUUUCCUCAAAACAUAUUGUAUCAACAUCAUACGACAAGUUCAAAGGUCAAGAUAUUAGACAAUUUGGCAAUGGCUAAAUAGAGGGCAUGUACCUUUUACCAUGCAUGCUGUGCCAUGGUCCCUCUCCUCAUGACCUUGGAACUUGCUCACCUUUGGAGUCCAUUCUAUGUACGUGAUCCAGUUCCAGGGUCCUGGUGUUGUACGUGGUGGCUCACUGGCACAGUUUACUGAGACACCGGAUAGAACUGAGUUGUCCUUAAUAAAAUUUGUUUGAGAAAUCAAAGCAGAUGGAAUUAAAGAGGCAUUUAAUUGAUCUUCAUGAUAUGUGUAAUAAAAUCAAAAUACAAACUUAUCCACAGACAACCAGGGGAUUAUAUCACAAAGAAAGUUCAGUUCAAAACUAAGGGAUCAUGGUGGGAUUUUUCUUAACUACUCUUUUGCUUUCUCCUGCAAUAACUUUUGCAAUACCUUGCAUUAAAUUUUGUGUUUGCCCUGAUCCACAGAAACAGUUAGUGUGUUGGUCCACUCCAGUUAUAACACACAACCAGUUUAGGAGAGAUGAUAAGAAAGGAGAGAUGAUGUCACACUUUAUGCAUUUAUUGUUCAUUAAUCCUUUUGAAUGGCCAAGCUGUGAAACUAAGCAGCCACCAGCUGUCAGCACAGCUGCAGCUACUCUGGCUGUGCUGGAUGAAGCUGUGGCUGUGGAUAUUGUUAUUGCGCUGACUACUGUUGCAUUUGUGGUAAUUUUGAUGGUGCUAUGGAAAUGGUUAUGCUGCCACACUACUGUCUUGUCCUUUCUCCUUAGCCAAGAGAGCAUCACCAAACCACAUGGGGUUUAGACCUGUAGUGUUUCAGAUAUAACACAUGUGUUAAAAAUACACCACAGGAGUUAGCGAGAAUUUAUCGCCUCCAGCUGGAAUUUUUUUCACAGCACUGUACAUCACAGGAAAAAUCAGGUUUGUUACCAGGCUUUUGCCAAGGUGAGUCCUUCUGCACCUCAGGAUUAGGGUUUUUUUUUCCUGCCAAUUACUUCUGGAUGUCUUACACUUAUUUAUUAUUAUUAUAUUUUAUUAUAUUUUACAGACAAAUUGUAAUGUAUGAACAUAUUUAUGUCCAUUCAAAUAAAUUCCCCAAGAUGAAGUUUAACGAAAAGUGUCAGGGGUAAUUGGAAAAAUAUGUAUUGUAAACUCUAUGACAUGUCAGUUAUUUACAUUGUACUGAUGUGUGAAAUGGCACAUGAAACGAUGGGGGUGAUUAUGGGGACAAAUGUGAGUUUGCUGCACUUAUUGUUCUUGCUGAAAGUUUGUGCCACUCCACAAUGAAGA